Messenger RNA from Eupeodes corollae, 5723 nucleotides. RefSeq lists its product as uncharacterized. The record is from RefSeq and is a predicted model, not a curated record. The transcript is spliced from 30 exons. NCBI's taxonomy places the organism in Eukaryota, Metazoa, Arthropoda, Insecta, Diptera, Syrphidae. The coding region runs from base 27 to 5630 and encodes 1867 amino acids. Gene Ontology annotation, molecular function: acyltransferase activity, transferring groups other than amino-acyl groups.
UGAGAAUUAAAGUGCGUUGUGUAAAAAUGUAUAUUUCACUUUUUGUGAUUUUAAGUUUGUUAACAAAUGGAAUUCAUUCGUAUACGAUUUUGAAUAAUGUCAAAAUUUCAAGUGACUUCCUUCAGGAAGUUUUCUAUAAAAUACCCGCGGAUACGGAAUUAGAAGCACCUUGGAAUGAUUUAAACUCACAAAAAUGUCUGCAUAGUAUUAAGGAAAUAAUUAAACGUUUACCAAGUAAAGACGUUGCUCCAUUUUUGGACGCGUGGGGAAAAUAUCCCUCAGGGUUUCUCUAUUCAAACAAUUAUGACCUCGGAAAUUAUGACCAGUGUGUUAGAAUUUCAGUGCCCUUGACCGAAAGCGUAGGUGUUGCAAAUGGUAAAUAUUGCUUUGCAAAAAUUCCACUCGUCUUGGAAACGCAGUCCAGACUGACAUAUGACAAAACUGUGAGGGAUAUCAAUAUUGGAAUAUGUGUUCCUGAGACAUGCAGCCCAGAAUUUCUUACUUCGUUGUUCCAAAAAUCAGAUAUUAACGCUGAUUUGAAAGAAGCCCUAAAAGAUAUGACAAUCGGUCGUUGUUCGAAUGGAAAGACACCACCUUUAACAACAAUCAACAUAGUUGCAAUUUCUAUAUUUGGAGUAGUUACUGGACUUAUGAUCAUCAGUUCGUUGUAUGAUUUUUAUGUGAGCUAUUAUGGAAUAAAACCAGUACCUGUCCUUUUGGCUUAUUCUGUUCUUACCAAUGGAAAGAAAUUAUUUGCAAUAAAUACCAAAAGAUCACCAAACAAUAUUGAUUGCUUGACUUCGAUUCGUGUCAUUUCAAUGAUAUGGAUUAUGAAUCAUCACAUGUUCUCCAAUUACUUCAUUCCUGCAAUUAAUCAAAAUGAAUUUUAUGAGUGGAUCAACACUUUUGUGUCAAUGCCCGCACUGAUGGGUACCUCUGUUGUGGACUCGUUCUUUUUUAUUGGUGGUCUACUUGUAGCCUGGAGUGGAUUUAGAGAACUGGAUAGAACAAAUGGAAAAAUGAACAUAAUUAUGAAUAUUGUACAUCGUUACAUUCGAUUGACACCUGUUGUAGGGGCUGGACUUCUAUUGAUUUAUGGUAUAAGCAAUCAACUUUAUGUUGGACCCUUCAGCGAUUUGGCCUUGUCAAAAUAUGAAUGCAAUAGCAAAAACUGGUGGCCAGUUCUUGUUUAUAUUCAAAAUUAUUUCAUUCAACAACCAAAGUGCUACGAUGAAUCUUGGUACUUGGCUGUUGAUUUCCAACUUUACGUUCUUUCACCACUUUUACUUAUCCCAAUGUGGAAAUGGGGUAAGAAACUAUACCCACUUAUCGUUGGUCUAAUAACGGCAUCGUGUAUUUAUGUUAUGGUCGUAUUUUUCAAUUACGAAUUUACUGCGAUGACCAUUGGAGGAAAUGAUGGCGAAUGGGAAUUAACUUACGUCCCAAUGCACACUCGAUUUGCACCUUGGUUGGUUGGUUUUGUUUUAGGAUAUUUUAUGCAUAAAAACCGUCAAACAACUUUCGAAUUAUCACCUAUUGUUCAAUUGCUGGGUUGGAUUGCUAGUAUUGGAACUUUUGUAGCUAUAGUGUAUGGACCUUAUUUCACUUUGAGUGCAUAUGGUGAAGGCACAGUAUUCGAGUCAGCUGUGUAUGCAGGCUUAAAACGAGUGUCCUGGAGUCUUGCCCUGGCAUGGAUAACAUUUGCGUGUCAUUAUGGCUUCGGAGGUAUUAUUGAUACCUUCCUAUCACAUCCGGUAUGGCAGCCAUUUGGACGUCUUACUUAUUCGUUAUAUUUGAUGCAUAUGAGUGUUAUAAGAAUGCAUUUUGGAAUGAUGAGGACUGAAUUACACUUUGGUUCUUAUGACAUGUUCCUCUGGUUUUGGAGUGCAUUUGGAAUAACAUUCUUCAUAUCAAUCUACAUGAGUCUUGCCUUCGAAGGACCAAUUCUUGUAUUGGAAAAAUUCAUUUUCGGUGACAAAGCAGCAGAAAAAAAGAGCCUCGUUGAACCUUCAGUUUCACCUAAGGCUGUCUUACCACAAAAACAUAUAAAUGAUAUUCUCAGAGAAACGUUUUUAAGUGAAUUACGCAACAACAAAGAGUUAUUGCAUGAAAUCCAUGGAGAGAAUUUCUAUCAGUAUGAUUCGAAAAAGUGCUUUUUUAGUUUGAAAGAAUUGAGUAGUGUUGGGAAUUCUCAUGGUGUUCAGUUUUUUGAUGCAUGGGGUAAAAUACCGUCGGGUAUAAAACAAAAUAAUUUGUAUGGUGUCGGACAUUUCGAUCAAUGCGUCGAAACUACGGUGUCAUUAUCAAAUUCAGCUGCUGGUAAAGUAUCGGGUCAAUAUUGUUUUGCUCAACUGCCACUCAGCAAUGCAUCUCUUCUGAAUGAUGAAACAUUUAUUGAAAACUUGAACUUAAAUAUUGGAAUAUGUGUACCAAAUAGUUGCAGUCCGGAAGUUAUAAAUUCCAUACUAAGAAAAUCAUUACAAAGAUCUUCGAAUGGAAAUCUAUCAGAUGUAAUUGUUUCGGAUUGCACAAAUGGACAGAAACCGCCUUUACGGUUUAUUCAUAUUUUUGGAAUAGUUGUGUUUUCCUCUGUUGCCGUAUUGAUGGUUGCAAGUACUUUCUAUGAGUUCUAUACGAGUUAUACUGCAAAACAACCAGUUCCAGUUCUAUUGGCAUUUUCUAUUUUAUCAAACGGAAGGAAAAUGUUUAACAUCAAUACGAAAAAGUCUCCUAAUAGUAUCGAUUGUUUGACAGGACUAAGAGUCUUAUCAAUGAUUUGGGUUAUACAACAUCACGUUCUUCUGAUGCAUAUAUUUAUUCCAACAUUAAAUCAAAUUAAAUCUACUACAUUUUUCUUAGAAAACAUUUGGUAUAUGAGUUAUAUGAAUGCAGGAAUAUCAGUUGAUACAUUUUUCUUCAUGUCUGGACUUUUGGUAGCUUGGACUGGAUUUAAAGAACUGGACAAAACAAAUGGAAAAUUAAAUAUUGUGAUGAUGUACGUUCAUCGUUAUAUUCGAUUAACACCUGUUGUAGCAGCUGUCCUUUUGUUCAACGUCAGUUUGCACGAACUUAUUUACACAGGACCAUUUAGAGAGUUAAUGCUUAGACAAAAUAUAUGCGACAGUAGCAAUUGGUGGCGUAUUCUAACUUAUAUUCAGAAUUAUUUUGUGCCAGAAAAGGAAUGCUUAGAUGAAACUUGGUAUUUGGCUGUAGAUUUCCAGCUUUACCUGGCCGCUCCUUUUCUUUUGAUUAUGAUGUGGAAAUAUGGAAAGAAGUUUGCUCCUGUUCUUGUCGCACUUGCUUUAACAUCAACUGGUUAUGUUACUUGGGCUUUUGUUAAUAAAGGUUACGUUGGAGUUGUUAUUGGAGUAAAUCAAGACGAAUGGACAUUAACUAACAUUCCAACGCACGCAAGGACUACAUCUUGGUUAGUUGGACUUGGACUUGGUUAUUUCAUGCAUAUAAAUCGACAGACCAAAUUCCAAAUACCAAAAAUUAUUCAAAUAUUGGCUUGGAUUAGCAGCCUCGCAACUCUCUUCUUUAUUGUGUUUGGACCUUAUAUGAUCAUGGAUGACAAACGUUCCUCGACCAACUUCCUAGCUACAAUCAAAAUGUAUUUUUUACCUGUUCUUAUCACGUUCUUGCUGAUAAAUGGAAUUAACUCAUUUUUGAUUGUUAAUAAUGUGACAAUAAAUAGUGAUAUUCUCAGAGAAUCGUUUUUAAGUGAGAUUCGGAAUAACAAUGAAUUAUUGAAUGAAAUUCAUGGAGAGAAUUUUAAUGAGUAUGAUUCGAAAAAGUGCAUUCUUAGUUUGAAAGAAUUGAGUAGUGCUGGGAAUUCUCAUGGUGUUCAGUUUUUUGACGCAUGGGGUAAAAUAUCGUCGGGUAUAAAACAAAAUAAUUUGUAUGGUGUCGGACAUUUCGAUCAAUGCGUCGAAACUACGGUGUCAUUAUCAAAUUCAGCUGCUGGUAAAGUAUCGGGUCAAUAUUGUUUUGCUCAACUGCCACUCAGCAAUGCAUCUCUUCUGAAUGAUGAAACAUUUAUUGAAAACUUGAACUUAAAUAUUGGAAUAUGUGUACCAAAUAGUUGCAGUCCGGAAGUUAUAAAUUCCAUACUAAGAAAAUCAUUACAAAGAUCUUCGAAUGGAAAUCUAUCAGAUGUAAUUGUUUCGGAUUGCACAAAUGGAAAGAUACCGCCUUUACGGUUUAUUCAUAUUUUUGGAAUACUUGUGUUUUCCUCUGUUGCUGUAUUGAUGGUUGCAAGUACUUUCUAUGAUUUGUAUACGAAUUAUACUGAAAAGCAACCAGUUCCAGUUCUAUUGGCAUUUUCAAUUUUAUCAAACGGAAGGAAAAUGUUUAACAUCAAUACGACAAAGUCUCCCAAUAAUAUUGAUUGUUUGACAGGACUAAGAGUUAUAUCAAUGGUUUGGAUUAUACAUCAUCACACUCUUCUGAUUCAUACAUUUAUUCCAACAUUAAACCAAAUCAGAUUUAAAACAUUCUUCCUAGAAAAUAUUUGGUUUAUGACUUAUAUGAAUGCAGGAAUAUCAGUUGAUACAUUUUUCUUCAUGGCUGGACUUUUGGUAGCUUGGACUGGAUUUAAAGAAUUGGACAAAACAAAUGGAAAAUUAAAUAUUGUGAUGAUGUACGUUCAUCGUUAUAUUCGAUUAACACCUGUUGUAGCAGCUGUCCUUUUGUUCAACGUUAGUUUGAACGAACUUAUUUACACGGGACCAUUUAGAGAGUCAAUGCUCAGAAAAAAUGUAUGCGACAAUAGCAAUUGGUGGCGUACUCUAACUUACAUUCAGAAUUAUUUUGUGCCAGAGAAAGAAUGCUUAGGUGAAACUUGGUAUUUGGCUGUUGAUUUCCAUCUUUACCUGGCCGCUCCUUUUCUUUUGAUUAUGAUGUGGAAAUAUGGAAAGAAGUUUGCUCCUGUUCUUGUCGCCCUUGCUCUUACAUCAAUGGGUUAUGUAACUUGGGUUUUUUUUAAGAAAGGUUACGUUGGAGUUGUUAUUGGAGUAAAUAUGGGUCAAUGGACAUUAACUAACAUUCCAACACACGCAAGAAUUUCAUCUUGGUUAGUUGGAUUUGGACUUGGUUAUUUUAUGCAUAUAAAUCGACAGACUAAAUUCCAAAUACCAAAAAUUAUUCAAAUAUUGGCUUGGAUUAGCAGCCUCGCAACUCUCUUCUUUAUUGUGUUUGGACCUUAUAUGAUCAUGGAUGAUAAACGUUCCUCCACCAACUUCAUAGCUACAAUGUAUGAAAGCUGGAAGCGAACAUUGUGGGCAAUUGCUUUAGCAUGGAUAGCUUUUGCAUGCCACUUUGGCUUUGGAGGCACAAUUAACUCAAUCCUAUCGCAUCCAAUUUGGCAGCCAAUUGCACGAUUGGGAUAUACUAUGUAUCUCGUUCAUAUGAGUGUUUUGAGAAUCUUAUUGGGUUCUAGUCGAUUGUUGGGAUACUUUUCAGCGUUUGAGUUGAUUCAAUACACUUGGAGUGCUUUUGGUAUUUCGUUAUUUUUCGCCAUUUUCUUAGCCCUGGGAUUUGAAUCUCCGAUAUUGAUUUUGGAGAAGUUUAUAUUCAGCGAUAAAAAACAGAAAAGCAAAGAAGACAAAGAAGAUAAAAAAGUUCAGUAAAUGAACAAGAUUGAGGAACUAUCUAAAACAAACAAAAAAUUAUGAAAAGAAUUCUCAAAAAUAAAUGAAUGAUCCUAAUUUAUAAACUUUAAA